Molecule: messenger RNA, 571 nt
Organism: Anopheles nili
Lineage: Eukaryota; Metazoa; Arthropoda; Insecta; Diptera; Culicidae
Product: small integral membrane protein 8
Exons: 3
Coding region: 110-367 (85 amino acids)
Source: RefSeq, a predicted model, not a curated record
CAACACCAAACACGAAAACACGGAAAAUCAGCAUAAUCCUCGCACGGUUCCCUUUGCGCUGUAAACUUGUUUGGAAAUGCUGAUUGAGUAAUCACGUCGCCACAACAGAAUGACCGACAAACCAAAAGAAUCUGCGCCCGGUGACGGAAUUCGUUCCAUGCGAUCAACGAACGUAUUCCGGGCGAUAAAUUUCGAACUGUAUGCCAAACCUAAUGUCGUAGUUAUGAGCAUUGGAGUCGUUUGUCUCGGCAUCACAUUUGGAUACAUCGCCUAUAUGCGGUCGAAAUACGAGGGUUUGGGAUAUUAUACGGCAGUACAAGAGGAUGGCAAAGAAGUGUUCGUUAAGCGCAAAUCAAAAUGGGAAUAAAUCAGGAGGCGCAUUAGGCAUGCUGAAUUAACUAGUGAUCGGGUAAUUUUUGCUUUUUUUUGUCGAAAAGUUAGAUUUAUUUCGCUCAAAAGAAAUAAUCUCCCCUGCGAACUGUGCCUUGAUGUUAACAAUGGAAAAUUCUAUCAAAAAUUCUUCUACACGUAGAAGUUCGAAGUAGGUGUAGAAGUCAAUCCCUUUUUGUUA